AAUUCUCCUGUCGUGACUCCCUUGAGAGUCCAUUGUCGUUCUCUAAAGCCAUUCCCAAUCGGAACGACAAUUAUCCCAUUCCAGUGGUCCCUGACGUCCACGUGUCUGGAAAAGAGGAACAUGGGGCACUGAUCCUAUCCUGCCACGCGUAUGGAUUCUAUCCCAACACCAUCACAGUCAACUGGAUGAAGGGGGGUGAAAUCCGGGAUCAGGAGACGGAGUGGGGCGGGAUCGUUCCCAACAGCGAUGGCACCUUCCACACCUGGGCCAGGAUCGAGGCGCUGCCGGAGGAGUGGGAGCAGUACCGGUGCCGGGUGGAGCAUCCCGGAAUGCUGGAGCCUGGGAUCUUCGCUUGGGAGCCGACAUCUGGUGGGAAUCUUGUGGUGAUCGCUGUGUCCUUCAUCGCUGCCGUCCUCUUCCUUGUCCUCAUUGGAUUCGGUGUCUGGAGGUUCCAAUCCGGUAACACACGGGAUGGGGGUCGGGAAGGGGCACAGGAUACCCGGCACUGUUCUGGGAAU
Cyanistes caeruleus (blue tit) is the source of this 518-nucleotide messenger RNA. NCBI's taxonomy places the organism in Eukaryota, Metazoa, Chordata, Aves, Passeriformes, Paridae. The record is from RefSeq and is a predicted model, not a curated record.